Phycodurus eques (leafy seadragon) is the source of this 3558-nucleotide messenger RNA. RefSeq names its product SMG8 nonsense mediated mRNA decay factor (gene smg8). Gene Ontology annotation, biological process: nuclear-transcribed mRNA catabolic process, nonsense-mediated decay. Lineage: Eukaryota; Metazoa; Chordata; Actinopteri; Syngnathiformes; Syngnathidae. The record is from RefSeq and is a predicted model, not a curated record.
AGUAAGCGUUGGUGCGUCGCUAUUUUGAUUCCCCCUCAUUAUUCAGCCAUCCAUUUUCCGUACCGCUUCUUCUUUUUUAAAUCCAAGAUGAAAGAAGCCAUCAUGGCCGCCCCUGUGAGCAUGGAGGCCCUUCUCCGAGCGGCCGUCUCGGAGGACGCCGAGCACCGGGACGACGGCCUGUGCGUGGUGGGCAUCUUCGGCAAAAGCAACAUGCAGCUCGGCGCCCUCAAGGAGUCUCUCGUCAACACCCUGGCGGACAAACACGUCUUCUCCGCGUUCGGCGGGGCCGACGAGGAGGGCGGCGGCGACGGCAUCCAGGCGCUGUACAACCCGGACAACCGCGUCUUGUACCUGCUGCUCUCCUCCGUGUGCGACGGCCGCCAGCUGCUGCGAGCCUGCCGGUCCCCGAGCGCCGGUAGCGGCCACGCCGACGCCCACGACUUCUGGAAGGGGCUGGAGCGGCAACACUGCCUCCGCUUGCUCUACUUGUUCUCGGUGUGUCACGUCCUGCUGCUCGUCCACCCCAACCACACGUUCGACGUCACCUACGACCGGCUCUUCCGUUCCUUGGACGCCCUGAGGCAGAAGGCGCUGCCCCUCAUCCGGGCGGCCGUCAAGGACUGCCCGGUGUCCAAGGAGUGGAAGGUGAACUGUCGGCCGUGCUCGCCUCGGCUCCUCUUCGUCUUCCAGAUGAGCGUAACUCUCAAGGUCCCCAACGGAACCGAAUUGGGCGUCCACCCAGACAAACCCAAGAAGCACUCGCCCCGGAGGCGCCUGCAGCACGCUCUGGAGGACCAAAUCUAUCGCAUCUUCCGCAAAAGUCGCGUGCUGACCAACCAGAGCAGCAACUGCCUGUUCACCGUGCCCGCCAACCAGGCCUUCGUCUACGUGGUGCCCGCCUCCGACGAGGACCCCGUGGGCGCCCUGCUGGGCCAGCUGCGCUCCAACUGCGUCCUGUGCGAGCACGACUCCGGCGCGCUGGUGUCCGGGCCGCGCCGCUAUCAGCAGACGCGGCGCUUGGCCCGGCAGGCCGCGGCGGAGCAGUUUCCCCCGACUUCGGCGGGGGCUGCGACGGCCGACUGCAGCUUGAAGGAGUUCCUGUGGCAGCACGUGGAGCUGGUGUUGACCAAAAAAGGCUUCGACGACAGCGUGGGGCGGAAUCCUCAGCCUUGCCACUUUGAGCUGCCGUCCUACUCCAAGUGGGCACAGGUGGCGCUGAAGCUCUACCAGGCACUGGUGGGCGCCGCCGAGGAGGACGUCGCGGAGCUGGCGGCCAAGGUCCAGGUCCAACUCAAGGUGCUGGACGGCUUCCUGGACGCCGACGCCAAGUUCUCGGAGAACCGGUGCCAGAAGGCGCUGCCGCUGGCCCACAGCGCGUACCAGGCCAACCUGCCGCACAACUACACUACGGCCGUGCACAAGAACCAGCUGGCGCAGGCGUUGCGCGUGUACAGCCAGCACGCGCGCGGCGUGGCCUUCCAGCGCUACGCCUUGCAGCUCCACGAGGACUGCUACAAGUUCUGGAGCAACGGGCACCAGCUGUGCGAGGAGCGCAGCCUCUCCGACCAGCACUGCGUUCACAAGUUUCACCUACUGCCGCAGCCAGGAGAGAAAACAGACGUGGAUCACAACCCGCCCAUUCUGAACCACAACAGCAGGGGGCGCUCCACCAGCUCCUGCAACUGCGGAAGGAAGCAGGCCCCCCGCGAGGACCCUUUUGACGUACAGGCAGCAAACUACGACUUUUACCAGGUCCUGGAGGAGAAAUGCUGUGCAAAGCUGGACCGGAUCAACUUCCCGAUCUUCCAGCCAAGUACUCCCGACCCUGCCCCGGCCAGCAACCAGGCACAGCGCCCCGCGUGCGAGGGCGAGGCCGAGGCCGAGGCCGACAGGCUGAAGGAGGCCAGCGCGGCGCACAGCCACACGCCCGGCGACACCACCCUGAGCCUGGCCCUCAGUCUGGGCCAGUCCACCGACAGCUCGGGUCCUUACGGGGACGGCGACUCGGCCGCCGACGGCCGCGUGCAACAAAAGCGACCCAGCCUGGCCGAUCGCCAACCCUCCACCGUGGAGUACCUCCCGGGAAUGAUGCACUCGGGCUGCCCCAAGGGCCUCCUGCCCAAAUUUUCCAGCUGGUCCCUGGUCAAACUGGGCCCGGCCAAGUCAUACAACUGCCACACGGGUCUGGAACAGCCGGGCUUCCUCCCCGGCGCCUCCUUCUUGCUCCCGUGGGACUUAGUGAUCCGCACCCGUUCGGAGGACGACCCGGCGGAGACUCUGGACGGGGGCGCGUCCUCAUGGCCGGCCCCCAACAAGAUGCCGGCGGGGAAGCGAGGCGGCGCCGGCUGCCUGGGGAGGAGCCGGCGGCGGGACGACACGGCGCGGGCCUACGUGGGCUUCGAGUACGAGGACGGCCGAGGGCGGCGCUUCAUCAGCUCGGGGCCCGACAAGAUCGUCAAGGUGCUGGGGCCGGGCGGCGCCAAGGAGCCCGCCGCCAGGGUGCUCAAUGGCGACAUGCCGCUCCACAUCCCGUCGCCCUCGCAGGGACGAGGAGUCAAGCCACACUUCGCUCAGCUCAUGCGACUUUUUAUCGUGGUGCCCGAAGCCCCGCUUGAAGUGACCCUCACCCCUCAGGUGCAGCCCGGUCCGCCACCGUGCCCCGUUUUUCACCCAGAGCAGACGGACUUGGCGUUGCCGCCCGACGGCCUCUGGGUGCUGCGCUUCCCGUACGCCUACGCCACAGAGCUGGGACCCUGCUACCCCCCCAAGGAGAACCAGCCCCUGGCCAACUACAAGGUGCUGCGAGGAAUCGUCAGAGCCACCACGGCCAACACCCAACCUCAGUGACACCCUCACACCUGCGGACUCGCCAACAAACUCCAUGUGCAAUCUCACAAAUGGCCAGCCGAGGGCGACAAUUCACUUUUUCAAUAAGGCUGAAUGUAUUUUGCCAUGUUUGGUGUCCAUUAUUUCGUUUAUUUUCAGUUGCUUUGUAUACUGUAUAUUAUUCAAAACCUGGGCAAAUAUUUACUUGUUGAAUCUAAAUCUUUUUAACUGGAAAUGACACAGGAAAGUAUCAAAAGACUAAGUACUUAUUUUUUGGGCAGGUAUUUGAUGAAAUUGGUUUCCAUUUUCAUAACGGUUCUUAAAGAUGACAUGCAAAAUGUAUUGACCUUCAAAGUAAAAUGCAAGUGAAGUGUACUUCGGAAGUGAUUCUUUUGCAUAACACAGUAUCUUUCUACGUAAAGGACAUUGAAUACAAAUGUAUUAAAAGACUAAAAUAGUUCAAUUAACAUGCAAGUAUUAAUAUCUAGGCAGGGCGAUGGAUUGGUGGUUUGCAUGUCUGCCUCACAGCCAAAGACAUGCAAGUGAUCUUAAUUGAAGACUAAGUCAUGCAUAGUUGUGAAUGGUCGCCUGUCAGUGGCUGGCGACCUGUCCAGGAUCUAACUUCUUGAGUAAUAUCUCUGAACAUUGUGCUUUCUUAGUUCAUUCAGAUAAAACGUGUAAGUUUGCCAAAUAAAAAUUCACUUCAUUCAAACGUGUUACAGGGUAUAUGUC